Messenger RNA from Phascolarctos cinereus (koala), 1126 nucleotides. RefSeq names its product proteasome 20S subunit beta 10 (gene PSMB10). Lineage: Eukaryota; Metazoa; Chordata; Mammalia; Diprotodontia; Phascolarctidae. Gene Ontology annotation, cellular component: cytoplasm; proteasome core complex. The record is from RefSeq and is a predicted model, not a curated record. Gene Ontology annotation, molecular function: threonine-type endopeptidase activity.
CUCACCAACACCCCAGCCACUCCUCUUUCGGUAGCCAAGGUGAAAGUGAAAGCUGAAGUUACAAGAAAAGGAAGUGUCCAAACAGGUCGUGCACAGUCCCCUCACUGUCCUGCAGGAACCCCUACCCCGGCACCUCCUUCUUGCCCCUUCCUGACCUCCCCAACCUUUCCAGCCUCCUCUUGGUCACCCUUGCUGAGCCUGGAGCAGCCUCACCUCCACCCAGCUCAAACCAUGCUGCACUCAGCCCGGGAGCCUCAGGGGGGCUUCUCCUUCGAAAACUGCCAGAGAAAUGCAUUUCUAGAGUCUUCCCUAAAGGGACUUCGUGUCCCCCAUGCCCGAAAAACUGGUACCACCAUCGCUGGCCUUGUGUUUGAGGGGGGAGUCAUCCUUGGGGCAGACACCCGGGCCACCAAUGAUUCAGUUGUGGCUAACAAAAACUGUGAAAAAAUCCACUUCAUCGCUCCCAAUAUCUACUGCUGUGGGGCAGGGGUGGCAGCGGAUGCAGAGAUGACCACACAAUUAAUGGCGUCCAACAUGGAGCUACAUGCUUUGUCCACCGGCCGGAAGCCACGGGUGGCCACCGUCUCACGAAUGCUUCGCCAGAUGCUCUUCCGCUACCAGGGCCAUAUUGGAGCCUCCCUGAUUAUAGGGGGAGUGGAUAUCACAGGCCCCCAUCUCUACAGCGUGCAUCCCCACGGCUCCUACAGCCAUCUCCUUUUCACUGCCAUGGGCUCUGGACAGGGACCGGCCAUUUCUGUGCUAGAGGAUCGCUUCAAACCAGAUAUGACGCUGGAAGAAGGGCAGCAGCUGGUGGUGGAGGCAGUGACUGCCGGAAUCCUGGAGGACCUGGGCUCAGGAAGCAACGUGGAUGUGUGUGUGAUCACCCAAGCUGGCAUCAAGAUCCAAAGGGCAGUGAGCACUCCAGCUGUUCUCUCUAAGAGGCAGGGCAAGUAUGACUACCCAAAGGGUACUACAGCAGUGAUGAAAGAAACCGUGACACCUCUGGCCUUGGAGAUGAUUGAGGAGACUGUACAGACAAUGGAGGUGGAGUGAGUGAGACCUAGUGGUCAUGGGGUCCCCCACAAGGCACAGAAAACUUCCAGGACAAUAAAAGUCUUUGAAAUGA